AUGCCGCUACCCAAGUGUCCGCCAGGCUUCACGGAUCACAUCUUCAAGCGCGUCCACGGCCUCCCCCUGCCACUGCGCUACUGGCCCCCGCGCGCCUCUUCCACCUCGACCUCUCCCUCCCCCGACGUUCCCAGUCGUGUCACCAACGGUACCGCUCAACCCAACGGCGCUAGUCCCGCUCGCGACACUCCGUGGCUCCUCUGGGUCCACGGCGGCGGCUACACGUGCGGCAAAUGGGCGCACCCGACCCCCUGGCUCCUCCCCGCCUUCAGCGAGUACGGCCUAGUCUCGGUAGGCUACAGACUGCAGCCCGAGGCCUCACUCGCCGAGAUGGCCCAAGAUGUCGUGGACGCGUACCACUACGCCCGCACGAGUAUGGGCUUGGGCGACCGGUGUGUCAUUGGCGGCGCGAGUGCGGGAACGACGGUUGCGGCGCUGGCUGCGCUGGAACUGAUCAGGCGUGAGAGGAAGGCGACUGGAGAAGGGGUGGGAGCGCCGAGAGCGUUCCUCAGCGUUUACGGCUUGCUUGACAGCCUGGCAUACCUGGAGCAGGAGAGGAAUCAGGGCCCCCAGCCUGAACCCAGCUACCUCGUCUCGACAGAUGAGCAGUUGGCCGAGAUAUACGCAGACCCCGACCCGGCACAGGCAAGCGUGCAGAAUCCCUGGGACACAGAGCUGCCGCCUCACGUACCCCUGCAAGAGAUUCGGGACCACCUCGGCCUGCCCGGCUACGAACCCUCCGACACGGAACUGAGGCGAGUGGACGUGUACUCGUACGCUGCGUGUCAUGGCAAUCUCUUCGAGUCCGUCUGUCGGAUGAAGGACUACCACUCCGACUCCGAGUUCAAGGACCGCGUGCGCGCUGACUCGCCACAACAUAUCCUCCAGAAGGAGGGAGAGUUCAUGCCCACGUUCCUCAUGCACGGUCUCGCUGACGAUAUCGUCCCCGCUUCCCAUUCUGAGAACUUUGCCCGGACGCUGAGGAGCAAAGGUGUGCCCACGGAAGAGGUUUACGUCGAGGGGGCUGGACAUGUGUACGACUUUGGAUUCGAGAAGGCCGGCGAUGCGGGAUGGGACGUCAGCGUUGUCCCUGCGCUCCGGUUCUUGGAUAGGCAUGUGUAA
Messenger RNA from Trichosporon asahii var. asahii CBS 2479, 1122 nucleotides. RefSeq lists its product as uncharacterized. The coding region runs from base 1 to 1122 and encodes 373 amino acids. Gene Ontology annotation, molecular function: serine-type peptidase activity. NCBI's taxonomy places the organism in Eukaryota, Fungi, Basidiomycota, Tremellomycetes, Trichosporonales, Trichosporonaceae. The record is from RefSeq and is a predicted model, not a curated record. Gene Ontology annotation, biological process: proteolysis. The transcript has a single exon.